Cyphellophora attinorum is the source of this 1686-nucleotide messenger RNA. RefSeq lists its product as uncharacterized. The transcript is spliced from 2 exons. Bases 1 to 1686 code for a protein of 561 amino acids. NCBI's taxonomy places the organism in Eukaryota, Fungi, Ascomycota, Eurotiomycetes, Chaetothyriales, Cyphellophoraceae. The record is from RefSeq and is a predicted model, not a curated record.
AUGCGUCCGCCUCCACCAGAGGCAUGGGAGAACAUCAAGCCAGAAUUCAUCAAGUUGUAUGUCGAUCAAAAUGUUCCAUUACCAACAGUCAUGAAAGAACUCGCCUCACGGGGGUUUGAAGCAAGUCCGAAGAUGUACAAGAACCGAAUAAAGUCAUGGGGCAUCACCAAAUAUUUGAAGAAGGAAGAGGCCGAAAAGCUUGCCAAGGCUGAAGGUGCCGAGAGAGAUCGUGCCCAAAGAUCUAUCAUUCGCCGAAAGGCUCGAGAGUCGACCAAAGGGAAGCUGCAUACCGAAAAGUCCACUGGUUCUGAUGAAGAACCUCACUCCGAACUACCCCAAACAACAACGCCACUUAAUGUACGACCUCCUCUCGACAAUAUCCAUGUGUCUCAGAUUACUUCCAACGGCUUUGUGGCAGAGCCUUCGCCAAUUCAGACAGAAACGCCGCGGCCAUGGUCGCCACCAUCUAGCUUGCCUCGCAGACCUACACUCGAUGGAACCAUGCCAGUACCAGUCAAGGACCUCCUGGUGACUCUCCGACGUUGGACUCACGAGGCUGUAAUUUCUGGUCACUGGGAACGGUCUGCAUCAACCCAACACGAGAAAGCCCGACAUGUGUCCCGCCAUCUUGCAUCGGACCUACAGGCUGGCUUAAAGUACAUGGAACAGGGCAAGAAGUCGAUGGCGUGGAUACAUUGGAGAUCAGCUAUCAGACGAUUCGAGAAUCCUGAUCUCUUCAAGACCUGGUAUCACGAAACCCCCAUCCGGCUGCUUUUUGAAAUUGCCCGGAUUAAAGAAUCAGGCCAUCCGCAGUUUGCUGCUCAAUUGCUCACGAAUACCGGCGGUUGGGCUGCCACUCGCCUGCAACCGGACGACGUCCGCCAUGCUCUAUACAGUACUUACGGGCAGCUUGAGGUCGAUAACAUACGCUCUGUUUAUGAACAAGCUGCACGAUUUAUGCUUGAUGGUCUCGCCUCACGACUAGAGAAGGAUGAUCCUUUACUCUUCGAAAUCCGCCUCAAUCGGGCCUUGGAUAUGAGUUAUUUCGACGAGACCGUGGAUCUUUCGGAGUGGCUUCCCCCACUAGAGGAAGUAGAUGAAACAAUGGGCACGAAGAACUCUUUCUGCGUUUACUACUUGCUCUUGCAAGCGUAUCAGCUGGUGGCCCUUGGAGAAACCAACGCUGCGGACAAGAAAGCCUCAGAAGCUCGGCGUCGAAUUGAUGCGCUGCCAAGCGGUGGUAUCGAUCAGUACAAACUAGGCAUGGCGUAUCGCCGACUUGGAAGAAUGCAGUACAAACGUCAGCACUGGCAGGAUGCCAAACGCAGCUUCAAUCAAGCUUGGAAGAAUCUAAAGACUGGCAAACACGCUGAUGGUCUCAUGAUUGAAGUACUGCAAUGUCAAUUGAACUUGGCCUUGCAGACCGAUGACGUUGCGGAUGUCGACAUCUAUAGGGACAAUCUGGCAAAUCUCGAGCACAAAAUUCAAGCUCAAGAGGAAAAGGAGAUGCAGGACGAAGUGGCUAGAGGUGGUGUUCUGGACGAAUACACCGUCAAUGGCCAUAUGGGGAUGAUUCCCGAGGCUGUCGUCAAUAGUGCAGAUGUUCCAUCGAUCACCGUUGACAGCCCGGCUCCAUUUCAGAACGGCAAACUCGUUCGGGUUCCGACUUUGACGGAGGAAAGGUGA